AUGAAAUCGAGCAAAAUCGAUAAAGAUGAGCUGAUUUUGAUGUGUCAGAAAGAAUAUAAAGACAACAAAGCCGAAUUGAAGAUUCUUCGUGAGGUUGAAAAAGAUUAUGUAGCUGAUCAAUCAUUGUGGUGGUACACGCAAGAAUCGUUCCUCUAUCGUUUGAUGAACAAAGCUCUUCGUGUACAGAACAUUGAUUUACUCUUUCUAUUUCGAUUUUUUAUGCGUGACAUUAGAAAACAACUCGAACAACAUCGAUGUUCCUCAUCUGUUCGUCUUUAUCAUGAUCAGUUGAUCUCGAAUGAAGAGUUACAAACGCCGAAAGAUUCGAUUGGACAACUCAUUUCGGUGAAUUCUUUUCUCUCGACCAGUAUCAGCCGUCAAUUAGCUCUUUCUUUUCUCGAAUUAUCGACGAUCUCAGAUGAUUUACAGAGAGUAUUAUUUGAAAUUGAUGCUGAUCCUCGACUGAGCGGUAUCAAACAAUUUGCAAACAUCACUUCGUUUAGUUAUUUUCCUGGUGAAGAUAAAGUAUUGAUGAUGUCAGGAUCUAUCUUUCGACUUGUCAACAUUCAUCGUGAUGACGGUCGAGUUUGGAUCAUCCAAAUGACUCUUUGUGACGAUAAUGAUCACGAUUUGAAGUAG
This is a messenger RNA of Didymodactylos carnosus, 639 nucleotides long. The record is from the annotation of a GenBank genome assembly. NCBI's taxonomy places the organism in Eukaryota, Metazoa, Rotifera, Eurotatoria, Philodinida, Philodinidae.